CUUUGGUUAUGGCUGCAGUGGGGCUGUCAGACGCAGAACUGCGGGCGGAACUGCUGGCUCUGGGCUACCAGCCGGGGCCUAUCACUGAUUCCACCCGCAAGCUCUACGCCAAGAAGCUCACCCGCCUACGGGCUGAGGUGGCCGCUGGCCUGAGGAGCCGCGGUAGCCGGUCGCCCCUUCAGGGCUCGAGCAGCCCGGCGAGGCCCAAGCCGGCCGCCAGUGGCAGCCCCAAAGUAACUCCUCGGGCCCGCGUCCUGGUUAGGAGAGAGAGUGAGGAGGAUGAGGACGAGGAAGAAGAGGGCGGCGGGAGUUACCAGCUAUCUCGCAGGGACGCGGCGCCGGCCAGCAAAGCGUUAUCCCAGAGAACCCACUGGGGGAUAGAUAGCGGGGUGGCCUCCGGGAGGAGUCCGCUGACGGCGGGAGCGGGGAUAGUCCCCAGCAGCUCUUGGGCAGGAAGUGGCGGGUUAACCCCAACGAGGACCCGACUGGAGACGGGAGGUGGAUGGGCAUGUUCUUAUCCGAGAGACACCCCAGACAGGCUCACUUCCAGCAGCCAGUAUGGGACAGCCUCGACAGGAGGAGGCGUGGGGCUAAGUUCUAGCAAGUGGUGGGAGAGGGAGCAGGGCACCACCUCCAGCGCCCCUUGGGAAUCAAUCCGGGGAGGAAGCAGCAUAGGCUUUAGUAAUAGGACCCAUUUAGAGACAGAAAGGAAGAUAACUCCCAACUCCUAUUUGAGAUCAGGCAGGGAGGGGUUAAGUUAUAGGACCCCCGCGACGACAACAGAGAAAGAAGUGGCGUUAUCUUCCAGAAGCUCCAAAGCCCAGUGGAGUACAGGGGGAGAAUUAAGCCCAAGUGCUGGUAGGGAUGGGACAUGUCAAGGUGUAAGUUUGAGACCCAAAAUUCAGGGCACAGGAAGAAAGGACAGGGGGCUGGAAUUUUAUCUCUCCUGGUUCUUGUGGCUGGCAACCCUAGGGCUGUUGAUAAUUUUCUUGGGCAUCCUUUGGGUGAAGAUGAUGGGACCUGCCCGACUGCAAGGGGCUGAGGAGGACAUGAAGCUGUUGUCCAUGGACUGUUCAGAAAGGACAAAUAAUUACUGUCAAGCAAAACAGGAAGAAAUAGUAAUGAACAUACUAUAUGAGUUAUAUAAUUAUCUUGCAAUACAGGCUGGCAAAUUUGAGUGUGGAAAUGCUGAGAAUCUAGAAAGUAAAUGCAUUCAGGUCAGAGAAGCAAGAGAUUAUAUAGAGAAUGUGACUGGCAGCUCUGCAGAAGAGUUUAGGGGUGCCUUGCAGUGGUUACUUGACAAUCACAAGGAUUCUGGUAUAUGGUUACAAGGUGAUGAUCCUUCAGAAGAAGUUAUUACUGUGGACCAGGUGGUUUGUCUUGAGUCUACCCGUCCUCGAAUGAGUUUAGGAUGCCGUUUCCACCGAGCACUAAGCACAGCUAUUACAAACCUAUUUAUAUUUUUUUGGAGUUUAGCUUUCCUUUGGGGGAUUUUGAUUCUCCUGAAGUAUUACUGGCGGAAAAGAGAAGAGGAAGAGCGGGCCAUGUAUAAAAUGGUGCAGAAAAUCAUAGGUGCCGUCCAGAGUCACUACAAAGAGUGGGAACAGAAUCUGGAACGGUACCCCUAUGUAGGCAUCCUGCACAUCAGAGACACACUCAUCCCACCACAGGACAGGAAAAUUAUGAAGCGCAUUUGGGACCAAGCAGUGGAUUUCAUAGCUUCCAAUGAGUCACGGAUUCAGACAGAAUCGCACAGAGUAGCAGGAGAGGAUAUGCUGGUGUGGCGUUGGACACAGCCUUCUUACCUCUCUGAUUCAGAGCGCUAGUCCUGCGCAAAGGCCAAGCCAACGUUACAACACUGUGCAAGGUGAUGUGCCCCCUUUCUAGGUUGGGAAGGUGCUGCCUCUACUCAGGUGUGCUCUUUGACACCAUUGUUCACGUAUAUGAAAAGAAAAAAUGACUGUUCAAGGCAAUCCCUGGUUAUAGCCCUCUGAAAAGGAAAUUGUCCAGUUGGAUGAUGCCAUAGAUAGUUUUACCCUUUAAAAAAAACUGUAUCUGACUUGCCACUUGGAUCAUCAGUGCUAAAACUGUUACAAGAUACUGUAAAGAGAAGUAGCUACUGUUUAUUACAGAACGCCAUAGGUGGAAAGUGAGAUGUGUAAGAUGCUUGCCAGUAGGUCCAGAAUUGCUUCUUGGCUUAUAGGGUGAUGGGUGGGACUGAGAGGAUAUGUUCCAUGUGCCUUUAGAGACAGGUUGGGGAAGUGCAAGGGGCUUGAAGCAGUCCUGCAGUCUUUGUGCUUUUUUCCCCUUAGGAGGUGGUAGAAUAAUGUCAGCUGAUAGAACACAGCUGAACACAUGCUUGUAAAAAUAGUAGAAAGCCUACAGUAAAAAGACUUGAAAAAUAGCUUAUGGGAGAACUCCUGAAAGCAACAGCCAUAAUUUGUAUCACAUCCAGUCCACAUCUGUUACUCUAUAGAACAAAUGAGAGGGGGGAGGGCUGCAGUGUCAAGUACGAAAAUGUCAUAGAUAUCAAGAGUUUGGACAGCACUGCAAUGAGUGGAAUGCUGCUGUCUGGCAAUACAGUAACCUGUUGACUACCCCAAUCAGUCAAGUUUGUCCAUUUAUUUUAAGAAAAAAAUAUAUUGCACCAGAAUGCCAUGCAUCAAAAAAUCUGUCAUUCAAAUACAUGCCAUUCCAGAACUGACUCUGGGCUUGUACCUGCCCAAGGUAAAUAUAGCCUUCUGUAAAGUGGAUUUUGUAGGCAUAGUAUAUAUGAAUUCAUAAUAACGUGCACAUAUGAGCCUCUGGAUACAAAUUGGGUUGAGGCUUUAUGCUGUCUUUCACAAGACUUGGGCUUUGAACAGGCAUAUUAAUUUAUUUACAAACAGAAGUGGUCUAAACUUGAAGUUUGACCUUCUGCUCCCCCUGCUGCCUAUACUGAAAAAUAGAAGGAUUGGAGUUUUCACCUCAGUGUCCUUCGAGACUGCCUCAGCAGCAUGCAGCAAUUCAUUAUAUGCCUCCCGCUGAUUCAUCAAGAAAAAUUGGUACAAAGAAAAGCAUCCUCCAAAAACAAAGCACCAGGAGGUCUUAUUGGUUAAGUAGAAGAAAAUCCUGUAUUCAAUUGAAUUUUAUCCCCACAUGUUGCCAUCUGUAGAGUAGGUGGUAUAUUAAAAGAAGAGAUUUUAACAGAUGUCUCCAUAGCGUUAGCCAUCUUUUUACACAUACUCUCCUUAUUGAUUAAAGCGGAUAAUCAAAUGAAGGAAAGCCCUUGUGGUUAAUGUGUUCUGAAUUUCUGCUGAUGUUUGAAAAAAUUUCCAUAGUGCCUGCAUUCUUAGGGCUUUAAAACAUUUGUGAGUAUUUUUUACCAUCUGACUCAAGAGGGGAUGCCAAACAUGACUAUUUUGUACAGUUGUUUAAACUGUUCGUUGAUUUUUUUUCAUGUAGAUGGGCUGGUGCUAUUUAUUAUACGCUUGUCUCUGUACAUUUAUCUUGCAAAAUAAAGAUUUGUUACAAACUGGA
Molecule: messenger RNA, 3519 nt
Organism: Eublepharis macularius
Lineage: Eukaryota; Metazoa; Chordata; Lepidosauria; Squamata; Eublepharidae
Gene: LEMD2
Product: LEM domain nuclear envelope protein 2
Exons: 9
Coding region: 9-1826 (605 amino acids)
Biological process (GO): negative regulation of BMP signaling pathway; nuclear envelope organization
Cellular component (GO): nuclear inner membrane
Molecular function (GO): chromatin DNA binding
Source: RefSeq, a predicted model, not a curated record